GGACAAAAAGAGAACAUAAUUAUUAAUAUACACAUUAAUAUACAUAACACAUAAGAUGUGUUUUCAUAGUCGACAAUGUCGUAGAAGUCUUCUUUUGCAUUUAAGUCACCAUAAAUCAUUCAAAUGAAACAAAAGCGUGAGGAUUUUUCCUUAUUAGACUUCUUUGUGCCUCUUCUCUGCCACCUGUCCAAUCAGUUCACCAGAUAUUACUCCAGGAAAUAGCAUCGCCAUUCCUAUAUUACUUAAACCUUAGUAAACAUACGUCAGGUGAGCGUGGGAGCCAGUAAAUUGUUUUAGCGCCUCGAUCCUUCAGGAACUGCCUGCAUCCUCGCCACAUUUGCAUUGACGUGCACCAGGAGGAACCUGAGACCUGCUGCACCAGUGUAGGGUCUAACAGCUGGUCUACACCUCAUUUAUUUAACAUCAAGAGUGUUUAAUGGCCAAGCAUUAAACAAAUUGGUAAAAUAAUUAUUUAGGAAUUUGUCUUCGACUUCCUAUUAACUUUAUUUCUCUACGACCGCAUUAAGUAUAUUUUAUUCCAACAGUGCUGCAGGAAAGAAAAAAUCUGUAAAGGCAGGCACUAUUCCCUCAGCUUUUUCACAAAUCACACCAAAGGUGAAGUACUGAUAUCAAGCAGUAAACAAAAAUAUGUGUUUCAUCACAGAAAUAUAACAGCAAAAUAUUUUCAGGAAACUCCCUCACAUCCUAUUUUUAUCGCACUGGUCCCCUUAUAAGAGAGUGGAAAGAAAAAGUAAGUUCACACAUACUUAAUCACAAGGAAGUCACAGGGCAGUUGAAGCAAGCGAAAGCAGACUGAUGAUGGAAGUGUUGUUGCUGCUGAUCCUGCUAAUUCUGUCUUCAGCCAGUUCUCAUGACAUUGAGAACACUACACAGCAGAAAGACGGAACAGAUUCCAGUGGCAUCCCUCCAACUGCAGUGAACAGACUGAUGCAAACAAAUCUGCCAGUUCUAAGUGUUCAUAACUUCAGACAGAAGAGGCAAGUUCAGUCGUCCUCCGUUGUCCAUAUCAAUGGCACUAACCUGAUGUGGGUGACCUGGAACAGCUCUCUUCCUAAUCAUUCCGUCUCACUUUACAAUGGUGAUACUGAUCGAGUUGAUUAUAUCUGUAAGUACAAGUGUGACGCUGGCUUCUAUAUGCCCAGCAAGGGUCCUUAUUGCUACUAUCCUAGUGCGAUAGAAAACAGAGGUUUUCCAUUUGAAAUAUUGGUUAACAAAGACAACUUUGAGAUCCUGGAGUGGAAGGCUGAUUCGUAUGGUUCAGUACCGAAGAAUUCAGUCUGGACCUGCUCAGGGAAGCAAAUAUAUGUGGGCAAGAACCAUUAUGGACUGGGAAAGGUGUCCACUAAAGAAAAGGUUUUCUACUUGCCUUAUAAUGAUAAAGAAUAUUCAUACAACAACUAUGAGGUCCUGACCAUCAAUGAAAAUGUCAUCAGCCAGACGAUCUACAAUGUCAGAUACAACAAGGAUCAUUCUAAAGUCUUCAAAUUUCCUCCUGAGGUCAUGCAUGAAGCAACCAUCAGCAACCAUGAAUGUUACCCAGUAGUGAAAACAGAGACUCUCUCAAAGACAUAUCAGGUGCAGCAGAGGUGGGACUUCACCUUUUCUAUCAAGUUUGGGGCUAAAAUAACUAUUACGGCUGGCAUCCCCUCCAUUGUGAAAGGAACUCUUGAAGUCAGCACAGAGGUGCAAUUUCAGUUUACAACGGGAACCACUGUGACAGAGAGUAUGACUGACACUGCCUCUGUGGAGCUUACUGUGCCACCAAACCACUCCUGUAAAUUUUCCACUGUUCGGCGCAAAGAAAAAGUUGAGACGUCAUUCACAGCACUGCUCAGGCGUACUUACGGUGAUGGAGAGAUCCACACAACGUCAAUCACUGGGACAUAUGACAGCAUUCAGGUUGGAAAAAUCCAGGCUGUGGUCGAUCGAUGUGAACUUCUAGUAGAAUUCAAGCCUUGUCCAGUCCAAUGCAAAUCCAGUGUGAUGUCUGAUGAUGUAAACCUUGUUUUUCUUCUCUUUACAUCAUUUUCCUGUUCAUACUGGAUUUGAAUCAGUAUGCGGUGACCUCUGCUAUUGUCCAUUGGCGUUGAAUAAGACU
Molecule: messenger RNA, 2119 nt
Organism: Oreochromis niloticus (Nile tilapia)
Lineage: Eukaryota; Metazoa; Chordata; Actinopteri; Cichliformes; Cichlidae
Product: natterin-3
Exons: 3
Coding region: 817-2070 (417 amino acids)
Source: RefSeq, a predicted model, not a curated record